AUGUCGUAUUGCCUGGCACCGAUCAUUGACAGGUCUUUGAUUGGGAAUCUGCCAGUUACCACACAUGGGGCUACUGUCGUUGAUGCCGUUGUGGUGGUGGAGGUCGUUGAGACUGUCGAUGGUGUUGAUGCUGUUGAUGGCGUUGAGGCUGUCGAUGGUGUUGAUGCUGUUGAUGGCGUUGAGGCUGUCGAUGGUGUUGAUGCUGUUGAUGGCGUUGAGGCUGUCGAUGGUGUUGAUGCUGUUGAUGGCGUUGAGGCUGUCGAUGGUGUUGAUGCUGUUGAUGGCGUUGAGGCUGUCGAUGGUGUUGAUGCUGUUGAUGGCGUUGAGGCUGUCGAUGGUGUUGAUGCUGUUGAUGGCGUUGAGGCUGUCGAUGGUGUUGAUGCUGUUGAUGGCGUUGAGGCUGUCGAUGGUGUUGAUGCUGUUGAUGGCGUUGAGGCUGUCGAUGGUGUUGAUGCUGUUGAUGGCGUUGAGGCUGUCGAUGGUGUUGAUGCUGUUGAUGGCGUUGAGGCUGUCGAUGGUGUUGAUGCUGUUGAUGGCGUUGAGGCUGUCGAUGGUGUUGAUGCUGUUGAUGGCGUUGAGGCUGUCGAUGGUGUUGAUGCUGUUGAUGGCGUUGAGGCUGUCGAUGGUGUUGAUGCUGUUGAUGGCGUUGAGGCUGUCGAUGGUGUUGAUGCUGUUGAUGGCGUUGAGGCUGUCGAUGGUGUUGAUGCUGUUGAUGGCGUUGAGGCUGUCGAUGGUGUUGAUGUCGACGAAGCUCCAGAUGAAGCUCCCGAUGGUGUCGAUUCCGAUGAAGCUCCCGAUGAAGCUCCCGACGAAGCUCCCGAUGAAGCUCCUGACGGUGUCGAUGCCGAUGAAGCUCCCGAUGAAGCUCCCGAUGGUGUAGAUGCCGACGAAGCUCCAGAUGAAGCUCCUGACGGUGUCAAUGCCGAUGAAGCUCCCGAUGGUGUCGAUUCCGACGAAGCUCCCGACGAAGCUGGUGUUGAUUCUGCUGAUGGCGUUGUUCCCGUUUGA
This is a messenger RNA of Megachile rotundata (alfalfa leafcutting bee), 1008 nucleotides long. Its product is annotated as acidic repeat-containing protein-like. NCBI's taxonomy places the organism in Eukaryota, Metazoa, Arthropoda, Insecta, Hymenoptera, Megachilidae. The record is from RefSeq and is a predicted model, not a curated record.